This is a messenger RNA of Nerophis lumbriciformis (worm pipefish), 4205 nucleotides long. RefSeq names its product serine/threonine-protein phosphatase 2B catalytic subunit gamma isoform-like. Gene Ontology annotation, molecular function: calmodulin-dependent protein phosphatase activity. NCBI's taxonomy places the organism in Eukaryota, Metazoa, Chordata, Actinopteri, Syngnathiformes, Syngnathidae. The record is from RefSeq and is a predicted model, not a curated record. Gene Ontology annotation, biological process: calcineurin-mediated signaling.
UCCACCGCUGCUCCUUAUUGACAGAUUACUCUAAUCUGAGGAGGAGGACACGCUGUCAGGACCUGCUCGGCUUCUUUUGGGGGAACCACUUUGUUUAUUAUGUGCUAGCAGAAGAUGUGUUUUCCCCUUUCCACCUAGAAGAUGAAGAGUCGGCUGCUUUUGUGUCGCCUCUGCCUGUCCGCCCACUUGUCACACAGCACAAUGUGAGCUGGCUAACUAGCCGGACAAACCUCAAUCGGAUUAACUGCCAACGGUAGCUAAUAUCAGCUAUUAUUAGCUGCAGGUAACCGCGAUUAUUCGUCCUUUUUAGUCGUUGCUAACGUUCACAUUUCGAUAUUUGUCAGCAUUAAUGUUGCUGCAAGGAAGCUAACACGAGCACAAAAGAGCUGGUGUUCCUUGGCUAUCUUUUUUUAAUUUUAUUUUUUAUUUUUAAAAACAUUUUGUUGGUCUGAUAUUUAUAUUUGUAAAAAGCGAGAGUCAAGACGGUGAAGCCUAUGUGCGACUUUAUGUCAGGCUAGCUGGGAAGAGAACGCUACGAUAUUUCAACCGCAUAGCGCAAGAAGGCAAGAUGUCAGGGAAGGAUAAAGAUAAAGCCGACAAACAGUCCACAACGGAGCGUCUUGUUAAAGCUGUGCCAUACCCGCCACAACAUAAACUGACAAUAAAAGAGCUAUUUGAGGAUAGCAAGCCCAAUGCAGAGCUGCUCCGUAACCACCUCGUGAAAGAGGGUAGGGUGGAAGAAGAUGUGGCUUUAAAGAUCAUCAACGAUGGCGCCAAUAUCCUUCGCCAAGAGAAGUGCAUGCUGGAAGUGGAGGCACCUAUUACAGUGUGUGGAGACGUCCAUGGGCAAUUCUUUGACCUCAUGAAGUUGUUUGAAGUGGGGGGAUCACCCAGCAACACACGGUAUCUCUUCCUCGGAGACUACGUAGAUCGAGGAUACUUCAGCAUUGAGUGCGUUCUCUACCUCUGGUCGCUCAAGAUCAACCACCCCACCACACUCUUCCUCCUGCGAGGGAACCAUGAGUGCCGGCACCUCACAGAGUACUUCACCUUCAAACAGGAAUGUAAAAUUAAGUAUUCAGAAAGGGUCUAUGAUGCCUGUAUGGAGGCUUUUGACUGCCUGCCGCUUGCUGCCCUGCUUAACCAACAGUUCCUGUGUGUCCACGGUGGGCUCUCACCAGAAAUCAACUGCCUUGAUGACAUAAGGAAAUUAGAUAGAUUUAAGGAGCCUCCAGCGUUUGGACCAAUGUGUGAUCUGAUUUGGGCCGACCCUGGUGAAGACUACGGCAGUGAAAAGACAAAUGAACACUUCAACCAUAACUCUGUCAGAGGCUGCUCCUACUUUUUCAGUUACUCUGCUGUCUGUGACUUUUUGGUAAAUAAUAACUUGUUGUCAGUAAUUAGAGCCCAUGAAGCACAAGAUGCAGGAUAUCGGAUGUACAGAAAAAGUCAAACUACUGGCUUCCCUUCAUUAAUCACAAUCUUUUCAGCUCCAAAUUACCUUGAUGUUUACAACAACAAAGCUGCCGUAUUAAAAUAUGAGAACAACGUGAUGAAUAUCAGACAGUUCAACUGUUCCCCCCACCCUUACUGGUUGCCCAAUUUUAUGGACGUCUUCACAUGGUCUUUGCCUUUUGUCGGGGAGAAAGUGACAGAGAUGUUGGUGAAUGUGCUCAACAUUUGCUCUGACGAUGAGCUCAUGUCAGAGGGAGACGAUCUCUAUGAAGGUGGCACCACAGCAAUGCGUAAGGAGGUCAUCCGCAACAAGAUCCGUGCAGUGGGGAAAAUGGCUCGGGUCUUCUCAGUACUCAGGGAGGAGAGUGAAAAUGUAUUAACUCUCAAAGGCCUGACUCCGACCGGAACGCUUCCCGUGGGAGUACUGUCAGGUGGCAAGCAGACCUUACAAACCGCUACCAUUGAGGCAGCUAAAGCAAAAGCCAUCCAAGGCUUCUCUCCCACGCGGAAGAUUCGUAACUUCGAGGAGGCCCGCGGCCUGGACAGGAUCAACGAGCGGAUGCCGCCUCGCAAAGACGCCCAGCAACCUGACGGCACCAUCAACACCAGUGCACCCAACAACAACGGCACCGAUGGAUAAAUCGCCCAGAAAAACACAUUUUAGUCAUCUUAACACAUCCUCCCCUCCCCACUUCCUCCCCCACCUCCUGCCUGCACACCCUGGCUGGCAACAGGAAACAUCGCUGGGGGAAAAAAAGACAAACUGUAUUUAUUAAAAGCAUACAUUAGAUAUUUUGUGUCAUAGCAUCCAGUGAUGGAAUGAAGACAUGUUGCAGUGUAAAGGUACAUGCACACCCAUGCUUGCAUCACAGCAGGUACAGUAUGUACAGUAGUAUUCCCCCUCUUUUGGAUCUUCUGGCCUUUUCUUGCUUUUAUCAAUGAAAUCAUGCUCACUUCAAUGGAGCUUUCUUGACAAGAAAUGUUCCUUUCUUUUAGGCCCCCAUUCCUGGUUGGCUCUCGCGUGACUAGAAGAGGCGGGUUAAAUCAUUUUUGCAAUGCAGCCUGCUGAAAAUGACCGAAAGCGAGCGCCACGCUACAUAGCGACUGAUGCCGUGGUCAAAGUUGGAAUUGCCACAAAAGUACAUUUGAAGAUAUGUACCCCGAUUCGUCACGUUUCAGGAGUCAGGUAAACCAUGACGAAUGGGGCCAUAUCAAUCCCCUUUAAUAUAUAUAUAUAUAUAUAUAUAUAUAUAUAUAUAUAUAUAUAUAUAUAUUAUUACAUAUUUAUAAGUAUUCACCCCCUGAACGUCAUAUUUAUAACCGAUCAAACUGUCAGGUUGCAAUGUGGGCUUCAAUUCUUGAACUCGCAGCCCACAGGUCCACAUUUUGUGGCCCUCUACUUAACUUCAUAGUUUAGUGCAGUGUUUUUCAACCACUGUGCAUACUUGCCAACCCUCCCGAUUUUCCCGGGAGACUCCCGAAUUUCAGUGCCCCUCCCGAAAAUCUCCCAGGGGGCAACCAUUCUCCCGAAUUUCUCCCGAUUUCCACCCUAACAACUAUAUUGGGGGCGUGCCUUAAAGGCACUGCCUUCAGCGUCCUCUACAACCUGUCGUCACGCCCGCUUUUCCUCCAUACAAACAGCGUGCCGGUCCAGUCACAUAAUAUCUACGGCUUUUUACACACACACACAAGUGAAUGUAAGCAUACUUGGUCAACAGCCAUACAGGUCACACUGAGGGUGGCCGUAUAAACAACUUUAACACUGUUACAAAUAUGCGCCACACUGUGAACCCACACCAAACAAGAAUGACAAACACAUUUCGGGAGAACAUCCGCACCGUAACACAACAAACACAACAGAACAAAUACCCAGAACCCCUUGCAGCACUAACUCUUCCGGGACGCUACAGUAUACGCCCCCCCAACUCAACUCGCCCCCAACUCAAAGGUUGCCUGUAACACGGCAGUAAAACGGCUGAUUAUACAAAACAGAAAAGGCAUUAAUGUCUUUAUUCAUUGUUUUUGAGAUAAAUACAAUUGUAUCCUUUUUUAAGAAGGUUCAAGAUGUUUAUCAGGAUUGUUCUUCUUUGUACCAGUUUCUUAAAGUGGAUCAUUUUAGUACUUUGAUUUCUUUGCAUAAUCCAUCAUUUAAUAGAAUUAAUAAUAUAAUGUAUAUUAGCCGUACCUUUGUACAUAGUUGCCAACCCUCCCGAAUUUUCCGGGAGACUCCCGAAAUUCAGCGCCUCUCCCGAAAACCUCCCGGGACAAAUAUUCUCCCGAAAAUCUCCCGGUUUUCAGAGUGAGGACAGCCUUUUUUCACGACGGGAGGACAACAGGGUGACAAGAACUAAAUCAUCCAGACUAGAGAUAAAUUGUAUUAUUAUGUUUAUCUUACCUAAAAAUAAAUAUAUUUAUUAAUAAAAAAAAAAAAAAAAACUAAAUACAUUUUUACUAUAUUUUGCUAAAAACAUCAAAAUUAAAUGUAUUUUUUAUUUUUUCUGACUCCUUAUUACAUCCAGCCAUAGAAUUUUACAUUAAAAUAAACAUAUUUGAAAUAAUUAAUUUUAAAUUAUCAUAAUAAUUUAUUUAAUUAUUAAAAUAAUUGCUUGUUUAUCAACAACUUUAGCAUUUUAUUCACUACAUUUUGAAGCUCUCAGAAGCCAAGUUAUGUUAUAUUCCUUAAUAUUUAUUUAUGCAAGUUUGAAGUAUCAAUUAUCCAAACAGUUUUGUUUGCAUAUUUUCAGGAUAUA